GGCUUGGCAGAGAGAGAUCGAAGACCCACCCAAAGCCCAACAUAUCCAGCACCAGACAUUUUCUCUUCAACUCUUUGUCGCUCCCUGAAACAAAACAACAGAAGGUUUUUCUUCUUUUUUAAUACACUCUCAAGAAUCAGAAGUUCAGAACUCCUUUUAUCUGCCAAAUGUAUUCUUCAAUCAAAUAUCCCUUUUUCAUUUCAGUGAAGAUGAAAGCAUUCCCAUUUAUCCGCUUUAUGGGACUCAACAAUCUCUCCAGAGGAGUUCUAUCUGUUGCAAGGACUCAGGUCUCCCAUCCUAGGACAUUUCUCAUUUGCCAAGCAAAGUUUGCUGAUUCUGGGGUAGAUGGAUCAUUCAGCUCGAGAGUGGUGCCUCCGACCCUAUUAGCAGCAGAAAAAGAAGAAGCCAAGGCUGUGUUAACCUUGUUCUUGAAGAAACAAGGAUUGAGCCAUGCUGUUGCUGCAAGAACUAUCAACAAGUCAGACUUAUUCAUUGACCACCUUGUCUCAAGGCUUCAUUCUAUUCAUAAAUCUCGGUAUCUAGUAGGACGGGAGCUCACAACUCUAGAAAUCAGGGAUGCGCUUAUUCCAUACCUUGAGUCACUCCUCAAAGAGCAUGGAAGUGUUUUGGUAGAUUUAGUGGAGAACUUUCCAAACCUGCCUGCUGAAGGAAAACCAGUUGCACUUGUUUCUCCAUCUGAUUCGACCCUUGACUCCAAGAAGCUGAAGGCUGUGUCUAGAGUGAGUGAGAGUGGUCCUGCUGGGAAGCUGCCCCCACAUAUUCUCUAUCUCAUGGAUCUUGGUAUGGAUCUUGAGCAGCUCAAGGGUAUUACACGCAGAUUCCCUGCUUUUGCUUACUACAGCUUGGAGGGCAAAAUUAAGCCUGUAGUUGAAUUCCUUCUUCAUCUUGGGGUACCUAAAUCAGACCUUCCUACCAUUCUUGUUAAAAGGCCCCAAUUGUGUGGAAUUAGUUUGUCUGACAAUCUCAUACCCACUAUGACAUUCUUAGAAAAUUUAGGAGUUGACAAGACACGGUGGGCUAAAGUUAUAUUCCGGUUUCCAGCACUUCUUACUUAUAGUAGGCAAAAGGUUGAGGUGACUGUAGAUUUUCUUUGUGAGAUGGGUCUUUCAGCAAAGAGCAUUGGUAAGAUACUAACUCGUUGUCCAAACAUUGUAAGUUACAGUGUGGAGGACAAACUACGGCCUACAGCUGAGUACUUCCGUUCACUAGGAGUUGAUGUUGCUCUUCUUUUGUACCGAUGUCCACAGACCUUUGGUCUCAGUAUAGAGACCAAUUUGAAGCCUGUGACUGAAUUUUUCUUGGAAAGGGGAUACAGUAUAGAGGAAGUUGCUACUAUGGGUUCAAGAUAUGGAGCUUUGUAUACUUUUAGCUUGACAGAGAAUUUGAUACCAAAGUGGGAAUUCUUUUUGACCAUGGAUUAUUCAAAAGAAGAACUUGUUAAAUUCCCUCAAUAUUUUGGCUACAGUUUGGAAGACAGGAUAAAACCAAGGUUUGCACUAGUAAAGGAGGCUGGAGUCAAACUGCUGCUGAACCAAGUGUUAUCAUUGUCAUAUAGUAAGUUUGAUGAUGUUUUGAAAAAGAAAAUCAAGAAAAUGAGUUCUAACAAGGCCUUAAAUGAUACAAAUAGCAGUGAGGUCUUCAACAAGAAAUUGAAAAAUGACACUUAAUUACAGCAUAACAGCAGCAGAAUACAUAUCGAUACUCUUAUUCAGCAUAUGUGUUAGUGAUGAAUGGGUAAAUGCAUUGUUGCAACAUGGAGCAUGUCUGAGGCACACCCAACUGGUUAAAUUUCCUUAGCUGAGGGCAUGUCACUUUAAUCAGUUGAGUUCACAAAAUUUGCAGAACAGGGUGGUUGUCGCCUUUACCAGCUCCAUAGCAGGAGGAACUGAAAGAGUAGAUGUUUUGGUGCAAAAUGGUAUUGUGGGUACUGAGAGUUGAUUUAAGUUUUAAUGCAAGUGCUUCAGGGGAAUUUUGAGCUGCAUGGAAACAACAUAUCUCCCGUUAGAAAAGUCUGCAGUCAAUUUUUAUAGCAUGAGAUAGUUCUGUUGAUCAUGCAAGCUUAUCUGCUCCUAAUAUCUGACUGAAAAUGGAUUUGGAAAGGACUGUAAAUGAAUUUGAAUUGAUCUUUGGGUAGCUCAAAAUUAUUAUUUUUUUUAAUUAUAAAAACGAUAAAUUUUGACUUGAAAUUGAAUUAUGUAUUAAAAAAGUUAAUUAUAUAGUUGGUGCCUUGCUAUUUUGCCUA
This is a messenger RNA of Jatropha curcas, 2263 nucleotides long. It is a transcript of the gene MDA1, whose product is annotated as Mitochondrial transcription termination factor family protein. Lineage: Eukaryota; Viridiplantae; Streptophyta; Magnoliopsida; Malpighiales; Euphorbiaceae. Gene Ontology annotation, biological process: regulation of DNA-templated transcription. The record is from RefSeq and is a predicted model, not a curated record. Gene Ontology annotation, molecular function: double-stranded DNA binding.